Messenger RNA from Orbicella faveolata, 1475 nucleotides. Its product is annotated as interleukin enhancer-binding factor 2 homolog. Gene Ontology annotation, molecular function: double-stranded RNA binding; DNA binding. The record is from RefSeq and is a predicted model, not a curated record. Lineage: Eukaryota; Metazoa; Cnidaria; Anthozoa; Scleractinia; Merulinidae. Gene Ontology annotation, biological process: positive regulation of DNA-templated transcription. Gene Ontology annotation, cellular component: catalytic step 2 spliceosome.
UCAGCAGACAGACAUAAAGUGCCCGGAUGUUUCUCCAUGUGACUUCACAAGCGCCUUCAAAGUUGUUGUUGUUGUCCUCGAAAAGCAGGUUAUUUUGACGUCUUAAAGAUUUGAAAGAAGUAUGCGCCGUACUCGGUCUAGAGGAAUGCGUGGAGGACCUGGCCGAAUGCCGCCUUUCAUGCGCGGUCCUCCAGGACAGAAAUUUGUUGUUAGUCAUUCUACGUUUGAUCCAGCAAUGGCUGAAAACUUCUUUCCAAGAACUACUUCUGUCUUGGAUGAAACAGCUUUUACACAGGCUCUUCUGAAAAGAAAUCAAGAGUUAACUCCCAGUGGACAGGAACAGGCUGCUGUUCAAAAUCUUGUGACCAAAGUGACAACAGUUUUAGAUAAUUUGAUUGUUACACCAGAUGCAGCUGAACUGGGUUUAGAAGAGGUUCGUGCUGUAGGCUCACACAAAAAAGGAACAAUGCUGCUUGGUCAUCCAGUUGCUGAUUUGACUGUAAUUCUUAAAAAGUUGCCAUCAGAAAGUGAUAUUCUUGCUCUGGCAACAAGAGUGCAGAAAUCAUUAAAGGAUGAUGGUGCAUCAGCAGAUUAUCCAAUGCAGUCAAAUGAGGGUGGAUUCAAUAUAAGCAGUCCUGAGGGUGCCCUUGUUCGUGUACUGAUCACAACACUUCCCAAAAAUCUCCGAGAUGCUGACCCAACAAAGCAUGUUGAUGUGAAGCUUCUAGAAGGAGCGCUGGCAACAAUUAGACAUGCUCGCUGGUUUGAAGAAAAUGCUUUUCAUACAAGUACCCGUCUGUUGGUGAGACUUUUUAAAGACCUUAGAAAACGUUUUACAGGAUUACAGGGUCUCACACCAUGGCUUAUAGACUUGCUUGCCCAUCGUGCUGCUAUGGUGAAUUCUUCUCGACAACCUCUUCCAGUCAAUGUUGCUUUUAGGCGUGCCUUCCAGCUCCUCUCAGCGGGACUGUUUUUGCCAGGUUCUUUAGGAAUAAUUGACCCAUGUGAGUCAGGAAAUGUGCGUGCCCACAGUGUUCUAAGCCUGGAGGAGCAGGAUGCAGUGACAACUUGUGCCCAGACUCUUCUUCGAUGCUUGAAUCAUGGCGCGUACAAUGAAAUAUUAGGAUUGAAUCAGGAAGGAAUUCCUCCAGUUGCAUUAGACACCGAGGUAUCCAGCUGGGGAGGGGUGAUUGUCACACCAGGACAGAAAGCUUAUGAGAAGCAACAAGACCAAGAAGACGAAGAGGGGGAGGGUGAUGGAGACGACGAUGAUGAGGAAUCAUCUGAGAUGUCAGGCCAGGAACUGGCUGAAGAAAAGAUGGAGACAAGCCAGGAGAGCUGAACAUGAAGUCCUGAGGAUGCCUUCUGGACCACUUGCUGUAUCGCAAUUUUAGAUUUUGCUUUGUAAAUUAUUGUUUACUUCGUAGUGCGACAUUAAGAAAUGUUUUAGCAUUAAAACUGUGUACUUUCAUCUC